AUGGGCAGCGCCGACAAGUCAAAGAGCGCAGCGUCGCAAGACCCCGAGCGGGUGGGCGAGUCUCCCGCGCUGGCGGCCACGGAGUGCAAGGACGUGGCGAGCGCGCACGACGCGCCCCACGAUGCCGUCUUUGGCGAGAUCACGGAGGAUGGGCCCAACUACCGCAGCCUCGGCUGGCUGGGUACCGUUGCCCUCAUGAUGAAGACACAGAUUGGCCUUGGCGUCCUGUCGAUACCGUCGGCCUUUGACGCAUUGGGGCUCAUCCCGGGGCUGAUCUGUCUCAUCAUCGUUGCUUGCAUCACCACAUGGUCGACCUACAUCAUCGGCGUCUUCAAGAGCCGCCACCCUGAAGUCUACAGCAUCGACGACGCCGGAGGCUUGAUGUUUGGUCGCAUCGGGCGUGAGACACUGGGCGCUGCGUUUUGCAUCCUGUGGAUCUUUGCCGCCGGCUCAGGUAUGCUGGGCAUAUCCAUCGGCCUCAAUGCCGUCUCGACCCAUGGUGCUUGCACCGCCAUCUUCGUCGCCGUCGCCGCCAUCAUCGGCUUCAUGUUUGGCAGCAUCCGCACGCUGGGCCGCAUCAGCUGGCUGGCCUGGAUCGGCCUGACGUGCAUCAUGAUUUCCAUCUUUACCGUCACCAUCGCCGUCGGUCUUCAGGACCGCCCGGCUGCCGCGCCGCAAGAGGGCCCCUGGUCGUCCAACUACAAGCUCUUCAAGAACCCGUCCUUCACCGAGGCCAUCUCGGCCGUGUCGACUCUCGUUUUUGCCUACGCCGGCACGCCGGCCUUUUUCUCCAUCGUGGCCGAGAUGCGCGACCCCCAGCAGUACACCAAGGCCGUGCUCGUCUGCCAGUCCGGCGCGACCAUUACAUAUAUUGUCAUCGGCACCGUCGUCUACUACUUUUGCGGCUCGUAUGUGGCGUCGCCCGCGCUCGGCUCUGCAGGCGUUUUGGUCAAGAAGGUGGCGUACGGCCUCGCGCUUCCCGGUCUCAUUGUCACUACCAUCCUCGUCAUUCAUCUGCCUGCCAAGUACAUCUUUGUGCGCAUCCUCCGCGGAUCCGUCCACCUGACGGCCAACGGCAUCAUCCACUGGUCGGUCUGGCUGGGCUGCACGUUUGGCACCACCCUCAUCGCCUACCUCAUCGCGAGCGCCAUCCCCGUCUUCAACGGCCUCGUCGCCCUCAUCGGCGCCCUCCUCGGCACGUUUCUGUGCUUCCAGCCGAUGGGCUGCAUGUGGCUGUACGACAACUGGAGCAAGGGCAAGAAGGAGCGGUCGCUCCGGUGGAAGCUCAUGGUGUGCUUUAGCGUCUUUGUCGUCGUCUCCGGCACGUUCCUGAUGAUUGCGGGAACGUACGGCUCCGUCGUCGGCGUGAUUGACUCGUACAAAAAGUCGGGCGGCUCUGGCGGGUGGACGUGCAAAGACAACUCUAAUUCCGUGUGA
Purpureocillium lilacinum is the source of this 1437-nucleotide messenger RNA. RefSeq lists its product as uncharacterized. The record is from RefSeq and is a predicted model, not a curated record. Lineage: Eukaryota; Fungi; Ascomycota; Sordariomycetes; Hypocreales; Ophiocordycipitaceae. Gene Ontology annotation, biological process: amino acid transmembrane transport. Gene Ontology annotation, molecular function: L-amino acid transmembrane transporter activity.